Pestalotiopsis fici W106-1 is the source of this 1023-nucleotide messenger RNA. Its product is annotated as 3-dehydroshikimate dehydratase. NCBI's taxonomy places the organism in Eukaryota, Fungi, Ascomycota, Sordariomycetes, Amphisphaeriales, Sporocadaceae. The transcript has a single exon. The coding region runs from base 1 to 1023 and encodes 340 amino acids. The record is from RefSeq and is a predicted model, not a curated record.
AUGUCAUACCAACCAGCAAUCAUGAGUGCCUCGCUUGGGCGGGCAUGGAUACACGAUUUCCAUUACAAAAUGGAACAGGCUGCAAAAGCAGGGUUCAAAGGAAUGGAGAUAUUUUACGAAGAUUUGGAAUACCUGGCUCGUAAAAAGACCGGCAGCGAUGAUUACUCCAAUGAGCACAUCCUUGAAGCUGCUCGUGAAGCCUAUGCAGUUUGUAAAAAGCACAACCUCGAGAUCAUAGGAUUACAACCAUUCUUGUUCUAUGAGGGUCUCAAGGAUAGGGAACAGCACGCCAAGCUCAUUGAAAAGAUGAAGUUGUGGCUACUCCUUGCCGACGAACUACAUACCGACACUAUACAGAUCCCGGGCAACUUUCUGCCCGCGGAACAGCUCACCGACGACCUGGACGUGCACGCGGCAGAUCUCAGGCAGCUAGCUGAUAUGGGCGCCGCGCACAAUCCUCUCGUGCGCUACGCCUACGAGAAUCUCUGCUGGAGCACCUUUAACGACACGUGGGAGAAGGCCUGGGACAUGGUGCAGCGCGUGGACCGUCCCAACUUUGGCCUCUGCCUCGACACCUUUAACAUUGCCGGUCGCGUCUGGGCUGACCCGGCCUCGCCAACGGGCAAGACACCCAAUGCGGAUGCGGACCUGAGCGCCUCGCUCGAGCGAAUGGUCCGCGAGAUAGACCUUUCCAAGGUGUUUUACAUACAGGUUGUCGAUGCUGAGCGCCUGAGUGCCCCGCUGGUAGCGGGCCAUCCGUACCACGUCGAGGGCAAUCCGGCCCGAAUGAUGUGGUCACGAAACGCGAGAACAUUCAUGUAUGAGGAGGAUCGCGGCGCAUACUUGCCGGUUGAAGAGGUUGCCAAGACCAUCAUUCACAAACUGGGCUACAAGGGGUUCGUAUCCAUGGAGUUGUUUUCCAGGACCAUGGCCGAAGAGGGUCAACAUGUUCCUGACGAGCAUGCGCGGCGUGGUAUGGCGGCUUGGGGGAAGCUUUGCAAGAGACUAGAGCUUCAUCAAUAA